This is a messenger RNA of Amphibalanus amphitrite, 2004 nucleotides long. RefSeq names its product protein RFT1 homolog. NCBI's taxonomy places the organism in Eukaryota, Metazoa, Arthropoda, Thecostraca, Balanomorpha, Balanidae. The coding region runs from base 344 to 1297 and encodes 317 amino acids. The record is from RefSeq and is a predicted model, not a curated record. Gene Ontology annotation, biological process: dolichol-linked oligosaccharide biosynthetic process; glycolipid translocation. Gene Ontology annotation, cellular component: endoplasmic reticulum membrane. The transcript has 9 exons.
UGUGGUAUUGGGCUGUGUGGCUAUAACCUACCGAGUGUUCACAUUCAUCACAAAUGCAGUCAUUCUCCGGUAUAUUACAUCUGAUGUCCUGGGCAUCAUCAAUGUCAGGCUGGCUCUACUCUACUCGACUGACACCUUUGUCAGUGUGGAGGCUUUCCGUCGGGCGGCGCUGGGCGUGACAGAGAGCAGCACGUGGCGCCAGGCCAUCAACUUGGUGUGGCUCAGCGUGCCCGUGUCAGCGGCGGUGUCGGCGGCGCUGGCCGGCCUCUGGCUGCACGCGCUCAGCCAGCCGGCGCCCGAGGUGACCUCAGAGUACCGUCUGGGCGUGUGGGUCACCGCGGCCAUGGUUGUACUGGAGACGGCCGCCCAGCCGCUGGUCAUCCUGGCGCAGGCCAUGCUCUUUGUCAAAUUGAAGGUGGUAGCCGACAUGGUCACUCUGUGCAGUCGGGUGGCGCUCAAAGCCUGGCUGAUCGCCCUGUACCCGUCCCACGCCAUCUGGGCCUACUGUGUGGGCCACGCGGUCAGCUCCGCUCUCCUCGUGGUCAUCUAUUACGGCACCCUGCUCUGGCACGUCCGCUCACCGGAUAACUGUCUACCGGUGAAGUCGGCGAGCGAGCUGGGACCCAGACUGGUGCCGGGACAGCCGGUGUCUGCCGCGGGGGGCCGGGUUCUGCACGACCUGCUGCGCGCCAUGAGCCUGCUCUGUCUGGUUGCCGUCACGUUCGGCUGGAGCUACUCCCACCUGCUGCUGCGGCUGUACGGAGGCGCCCUGCUGACCGCCGGUCCGGCCGUCAGUCUGCUGCGCGCCCAGUGCGCCUACGUGCUCCUACUGGCGGUGAACGGAGUGCUGGAGUGCUACACGUUCGCAGUGAUGCGCCAGGAACAGAUCAAUGGGUAUAACCGGAAGAUGGUGCUGCUAUCUGUGAUAUUCGUCAUCUCGACAGGGAUCUUUACUAGGCUAUUCGGCGGGGUUGGAUUGAUCCUCGCCAACUGCGUCAAUAUGCUGACCAGGAUAUACGUUUGUUACCGGUUCGUGGCCGGUCUGCCGCUGGAGCCGGCGGUGUCCGUGCCGCCGCUGCUCGGUCUCCGCCCGCCGCCCGCCGUGGCUGCCGCGCUGGUGACCGCCGGCCUGCUGGCAGCCGGCUCCGAGAGCUGGCUGUACCCCAGCUCCGCCGCCGCCCAUGUGGCUGUGGGCGCGCUCUGUGGGGCCGCCGUGGUGGCCGCGGCAGUGUACAGCGAGCCCCGCCUCCUCCAGGCGGUCAAGGAGCGGGUCGGGGAUAAACUGAAGCGCAGCUAGCGGGGAGUGCUACUCACAUGGUCACGCAGGGAAUAGGGGUUGUUUUGUUGUGAUAUUUAUGUGCAUUUUGGGUUGAAUAUACACCGUGCCUGUCAGUAGAGUGGAUCUAUUAAUUUUAAGACUGGUGCGACUGCAGGGGGCGUUGAGGCUAUCGGCCAUUUGAGAGCUGGACAGUGCUUGAAAGCAACUUCCUACCGAUGAAUUUUGGCAUUCAGAUCCUAAUUAUAGCCAUUUGUGAUGAACGAUGGCGAUGCAGGGGACGGCAGGGGAGGUGAAGGGAUGGCACCUCCCUGGAGCUUAUGGUAAUCGCGGAAGCCCAUUACCGUUUACCACCACUGCAUAGCCAAAGUGGUAAGACCGGAGAGACGCGAUCAGGCCGGAUUGCCAGUUGUCGAUUCCUCUAUCGUUGUAGAGGUCGCUUGCAAAGUGAGAUGACUGCUUUUCGUAGAGGGCGGUAAAAUCGUGGCCGGUUAGCGUCUGGUGGGGCUUGUAGGCUAAUGAUGGGCACGACCGGGUGCUGUAUGCUAUGUGUGGUGACAGCGGCGUUCCUGAGCGUAGGGUGUAUCUCUUGCUCUGAAGUCCAGAAGUCCUUAUCGUUCUUGUGCAUUCACUUUGUCAGUGCCUGAUGUCAGUGUCAGUGUUUGUCAGUGUUUCAUUCUGUAGCAGACAUGCAGUCAUAUUUGGUUAAAUAGAACCUUGCAGUCUGA